Messenger RNA from Epinephelus lanceolatus (giant grouper), 2630 nucleotides. RefSeq names its product heparan sulfate glucosamine 3-O-sulfotransferase 3A1. The record is from RefSeq and is a predicted model, not a curated record. Lineage: Eukaryota; Metazoa; Chordata; Actinopteri; Perciformes; Serranidae. Gene Ontology annotation, molecular function: [heparan sulfate]-glucosamine 3-sulfotransferase activity.
AUAUCAGGGCUCGUGGUGACAUCCAGCACAGAGCAAGGGAAGAAGAGACUUUAUCACCUGACUGUGUGGACCGUUUCCACGCUGUGUAAAAGCACCUGCGUGGUUUUAUUCUGGCAGUUUGUGGUCAGUUUGGGUGUCAUCUGGCUCACCUGUGUGCAGCAGGUAUCAUUUGGUGUUUUAUCCGGGGAGGAGACAGGUGUUAUCCACAGCAGCACACUGUGGAUGAAGACUCCCUCCUCGGUUUCUUCAUGGCAGAAAGACUCGGUGAUGUGUGCUUAGCAUGGCUGCGGCUCCUGCACCGACCACCCAGGGACCGGUAUGGCUUUUAGCCGCAUCCGCAAACUGGACCCCCCGUCCCGAGGCAUCUUCAGGAAAGCGGCGGUCAUGCUGUGCUCCCUCCUCACCUCUGUCCUGCUCCUGCACUGCCUCACCGACCGCUGCAGCACCUCCUCGCCGGUCAAAGCGACCUCCGGCCGGCUCCUCGAGGACCUGAGGUCGCUGCGGACGAAGCGGCUGGCGUACGAAUGGACCGCCGGCUCGGAGCUGAUGGGCUACGGGGCCGCCAGGCGCUCCUCGCGGGUCCUCGCGGAUGAGCGCGCGGGGCACGUCUUGGAGGAGGCUUUCAUCUUGCCGCCUCCGGAUCUAGUCGCGUCCAGGAAAGUGUCGCCGAGGUUCGCAGGUAAAGUGAGUCCGCUCGGGGAGGGGAGCAAGAAGCUGCCCCAGGCGCUCAUCAUCGGGGUGAAGAAAGGAGGCACCCGGGCUCUGCUGGAGUUUCUCCGGGUGCAUCCGGACAUCAGAGCCGUGGGAGCGGAGCCGCACUUCUUCGACCGCAACUAUGAGAACGGGCUGGAGUGGUACAGGGAGCUGAUGCCCAAAACCCUGGAGGGCCAGAUCACCAUGGAGAAAACCCCCAGCUACUUUGUGACCCGAGAGGCUCCAGCCAGGAUAUCAGCCAUGUCCCGGGACACCAAGCUGAUCGUGGUGGUGAGGGACCCCGUUACCAGGGCUAUCUCGGACUACACGCAGACGCUGUCCAAGAAGCCCGACAUUCCCUCUUUUGAGAGCCUCACCUUCAAAAACAGGACUACGGGACUCAUCGACACCUCGUGGAGCGCCAUCCAGAUCGGCAUCUACGCCAAGCACCUGGACAACUGGCUGCAGUACUUCCCCAUGGAGCAGAUCCUGUUUGUGAGCGGCGAGCGUCUGAUCAGCGACCCGGCCGGAGAGCUGGGCCGCGUGCAGGACUUCCUGGGACUCAAGAGGAUCAUCACGGACAAACACUUUUACUUCAACCAGACCAAGGGUUUCCCGUGCCUCAAGAAGGCAGAGGGCAGCAGCAAGCCCCACUGCCUGGGUAAAACCAAAGGGCGGACCCAUCCUAACAUUGACCCUGAGGUGGUGCAGAGGCUACGGGACUUCUACAGGCCCUUCAACAUGAAGUUCUACCAGAUGACAGGGAGGUUCUUUGGCUGGGAUGACUGAAUGUGUUUUUCUCUGAGGACUGUCAGAAAUACUGCAGCGGAGUAUUAAGACCACUGAUUGGGGGAAAAUGAGAAUGAAGUCGUAAUAUUUCAAGAAUCAUAAUGUCACAAGAAAAGUCUAAAGGAAUGAAUGCAAAACAUUUACAAAAAAUAUUCUGUGAAUAACUUAGCAAAACUAAAGGAAAGCAAAAAUAUUUAGAGUAUUUAAGAGUCGGGCAAUAAAACAUGUACAUCUAAUCUGAUGUAAUCUAGCCUAUGUAAUAGAAAAGUGUAAUUGUUAUAUAGAAACAUAACCACAUAGAAAAAAACUAACUAAUCUCAUAACAUCAUAAUUUAUUCUCAAAAAUACUUCAUACUUUUAAUUUUUUUGUAACAUUUAGAUUUUAUUCUGGUCAAAUUAUUACAUAUAAUUUAUUUUGUUUUUUGUUUUUGUUUUAACUUUACACCAUAGCUCUAAUAUAUAAUAUAUAAAUACAUAUAUUAAAUAAAUAUAAUAUAUUUGAGACAGGGAUGCACCGAUUGUCAAGUUCUGGGUAGAUACAGAUACCAAUGUUUAAAAUAACAAUUUGGCCGAUAGUGACGUUUUUUUGUUCAUUUUGGGGUUCUUUUGUUGUGUAUUCUCCUUUUUAUGCCAGAAAAGAAGAAAUUUUAAUUAAAAAAUAUAUAGAUAUUAUUAUUAUAAUUAUUAUAAUUAUUAUUAUUAUUCCCUCUCUAAUAUCUAUUUCUUAACAAAUUUCUCCUUCCAACAACUGUAUUUUUUCAAUUUUAAUUCCAAAAGCUAAAUUUUACAAAUUUACAUUUGAACACAUCAUGAUAACGUUAUAAUGCACUAACACUUAGCUAACAGCUAACGUUAGCUAAUUGUGUAACAUAAGGGCACGGUCAGAAAGUGAAUCCAUGCAAGUAACUGUUGCCUGCUGGAGCGAUAUUCGGGCUGAAUUCAGGCAGUCUAACGUGACAGACAUGGAAAGCUAGCUUCCUAGCUAACAUUAGCUAGUUUGCUAAUAAAUGCCGCUAAACAUUAAUGUACCUCUUUGAAUUCAAAUCCCUCAUGAUGGUCAUACAGCAGCAGCUGGUAGACCAACAUAUUCUCACUCCUAUCUCGUCACAUACUGGUGUUUGGUCAUGGACUUUCCACGUCCACAUACA